Molecule: messenger RNA, 425 nt
Organism: Austrofundulus limnaeus
Lineage: Eukaryota; Metazoa; Chordata; Actinopteri; Cyprinodontiformes; Rivulidae
Product: nuclear pore complex protein Nup98-Nup96
Biological process (GO): telomere tethering at nuclear periphery; protein import into nucleus; post-transcriptional tethering of RNA polymerase II gene DNA at nuclear periphery
Cellular component (GO): nuclear pore cytoplasmic filaments; nuclear pore
Molecular function (GO): structural constituent of nuclear pore; RNA binding
Source: RefSeq, a predicted model, not a curated record
AUGCAGGCUUUGGGACAGCUGGAGGCUUUGGGACGUCUGCGUUUGGAGCCACCACCAACACAGGAGGACUGUUUGGAUCCACUCAGACUAAACCGGGCGGUCUGUUCGGGUCCAGUACCUUCAGCCAGCCGGCCACCUCCUCCACCAGCGCCGGCUUUGGGUUCGGUGCAGCCAGCGGCACCUCUGCCAGUCUGUUUGGAAACACGGGGACCGGUACCAGCGGGGGUCUGUUCUCUCAGCAGAACACUGCGUUUGGAGCCAACAAGCCCACCUCCUUUGGAAACUUCGGGACCAGCACCAGCACUGGAGCCGGUCUGUUUGGGUCCACCAACACCACCUCCAACCCUUUUGGUGGAUCCAGCUCCUUGUUCGGAGGCUCCGGGUUCUCAGCCUCCCAGCAGCCAGGAACAACCGUCAAGUUCAAC